AUGUUUGUGGAGGUUGAAAAUAAAUAUGAUUAUACAUUUGAAUAUGAAGUUUCAAAUUCAAUAUUCAGUUGUUUCAAUCAAUACCAUUACACAUAUAAAAAAGAAUUUCCACAGGAAUUAAAUAAAAUUAUUACAGAAAAAGAAUAUGAAAUUAUUGGAGAUUAUUUAAAAUAUCAAUCUAAUAAUGGAAGUCCUCAAAACUAUUUCGUUAAAACAACCAUAGAAAGUAUAUUUUGGAUGACUACAGUAGUUUACUCUUUGGCAACAAAAAAUCAAUUUGAAAUUGUAUCAAUAUUAUUCUUUACAUCGCUUGCUAUUAGUGUAUUAUUAAACUUUCCAACCUUGAUCUACAAUAAAAUAUGGACAUUGAUCUUAAAAAGAAAAUAUAAAUCAAUGUUAAAGGGAAGAAAUGUCAGGGUUGGUUUUUCAUUUGUUUAUAGAAAAUACUUUUUAAUUUCAUUAAAAAUAUAUGUUAGAUUAAGUGUAAUUCUUUUAUAUGUAUUAUACUAUUUAGAGCACCAUCAUCAUGGUGAUAAAAACACUAGGGUUUUAUAUGCAGUAACUCUUUUCUUUUUAAUUUUACAAACUAUUUUAAACUUUUUAUUCUUUUUGUUAUUCACAAAAUUGGGGGGACUAUUUUUAACUAAAAUCAGGCCAAAUAUUCCAAAUGAAAAAAUGGCCGAUAUUUUAAUUUUCAAAAUUUUGCACCCUGUUGUAUUUAGUUUAUAUUACAAGUCAGAAGUUGAACAUAUCGAUGACGAGGUAAACUUUUUCGAAAUGGACGAAGAAAGCUCUGCAGCAUCGAAAAAAAUAGAUUUAGAAAAAUUAAAAAAACUUUUAGAAAUUAGUUUAGAUGAUGAUAAUAGUAAUAAUAAUAAUAAUGGUUUAGAUGAUGAUGAUGAAGAAAAUCAAGAUAGAAAUCAAGAGGUUAUUAUUAAUUUAAAUGGAAUUAAUAAAAGAUAUGAUAAAUUUGGUGUAGAACUUGAAGAAAAGAGAAAAAGAUUUUAUUUUAAAUUUGGGUAUGAAAUAGCACCAUCGUCAUUAUCAUUAUCGACACCAGUGUAUGACUAUACAUUUUGUUCUUAUUUACCCAAUGAACUAAUUGGUAUAGUUAAUGAAGAAGAGUAUCAACUUACAGAGAAAAUGUAUAUAGAAAUGGUUAAUUUAUUAAAUAAAAAAUCAAUACUAUUUGAUAAAGUAUUUUAUUCAAAAGCAACAAGUUAUCAAUUAUUUCAAAUUGUAAAUUUAUUUUCACAUUUAGUAGCUAUAUUAGCUGGUUUAUUCACAGGAUACAGAAAUAUGAUACCAUUGUCAAAAUUAUUAUCAGAAAAUGAUUAUAUUAAAAUGUUAAAUAAAAAUAUAUAUAAAGCAAUUGGCCCUCUUCCUUAUUACAUUUCUUAUUUAGAAAUGAAUAGUAACAAUUCAGAUAAUAAUAAUAUUUCAAACAACAAUAAUAAUAAUGAUAAUAAUAAUGUUUCAAUAAUAAUUAAUUCAUCAAAUAAUUAG
This is a messenger RNA of Dictyostelium purpureum, 1506 nucleotides long. RefSeq lists its product as uncharacterized. Bases 1 to 1506 code for a protein of 501 amino acids. Lineage: Eukaryota; Evosea; Eumycetozoa; Dictyosteliales; Dictyosteliaceae. The record is from RefSeq and is a predicted model, not a curated record. The transcript has 6 exons.